AUCUAACUGGCUUAAGCCCUGCUGCGGGAGGCGAGCGGCCGUCUGGCAGGUAUUUUUACUCAGUGCGAGUCUCAACAGUUUCCUGCUAGCCUGUGUAGUAUUGGUGGUGAUUCUUCUGACUCUGGAGCUCCUAAUAGAUAUAAAGCUUCUCCAGUUUUCAAGCGCAUCGCAAUUUGCUGGCGUCAUUCACUGGAUCAGUCUGGUUAUCCUAUCUAUCUUCUUUUCAGAGACUAUUUUGAGAAUAGUCGUACUCGGUAUAUGGGACUAUAUUGAAAACAAAAUAGAGGUAUUUGAUGGUGCUGUAAUCAUCUUAUCUUUGGCUCCCAUGGUGGCAUCUACAGUGGCUAAUGGACCAAGCAGUCCAUGGGAUGCUAUAAGUCUCAUUAUUACCCUGAGAAUUUGGAGAGUCAAACGAAUUAUCGAUGCCUACGUCCUGCCCGUUAAAGUGGAAAUGGAGAUGGUGAUCCAACAGUACGAAAAAGCAAAGGUUAUUCAGGACGAGCAGCUGGAAAGACUGACCCACAUCUGCCAAGAACAGGGGUUUGAAAUUAGACAGCUGCGGGCACAUCUGGCGCAGCAGGAUCUGGACCUGGCAGCUGAGAGAGAGGCAGCUUUGCAGGUGCCUCACAUGUUGAAGAAACAGACGGGAAACCGGUACAAAGUGGUGGCUGCUGGGGGCGAUUCUGAUGACGAAACUACUGCGAACAUUACAGAGUUGCGUCCGGCUCGGGACAGCGGUGUGCCCGAAGGAGCCUUCUGCGUCAUCACCACCACAGCCAUUGAUGUCCACCAACCUAACGUCUCCUCCGACCUCUUCAUGGUGGAAAUGCCGAUGAAGAUCAUGGAGAGCAACGGGAUUUCCACCAGCGCCGCGUCCGGCAGCGCCUCCAGGUCCACGGACAGCUCCUUCACCCGCGCGCAGAGCGACAGCAGCCAGACCUUCGGCUCUUCCACGGACUGCAGCACGACGCGGGAGGAAUCCUCUGACUCUUCUUCGCCCCAUCGCAGGGUCCACAAUGCCGUUGUCCAAGAACUGUUGUCCUCCUUAUCAGAAGACUCCUGCUUAACCCAAAAGGGACUGGACCCGGUUAACCUUAAACUGCCGAGCCCAGCGGGGUCGGCCACAGCCAGCCCCGAACUGGAGCACCGGGUCAAUAUUUACAACAAAAAGAACCAAGAAAACUUUGGGGUCUUUCAGAAAAAGCCGGUCAUCCACUUCCGGCAGAAAACACAGAUGAUUGACAAGUACACGUCUUUGGAAUCCAAAGAGCAAAGGUUCAACAGCAUCCCGGACUCCUAGUCCUU
Protobothrops mucrosquamatus (brown spotted pit viper) is the source of this 1305-nucleotide messenger RNA. Its product is annotated as transmembrane protein 266-like. Gene Ontology annotation, cellular component: plasma membrane. The record is from RefSeq and is a predicted model, not a curated record. Gene Ontology annotation, molecular function: monoatomic ion channel activity; voltage-gated channel activity. The transcript is spliced from 8 exons. The annotation marks the transcript as partial. Gene Ontology annotation, biological process: monoatomic ion transport; transmembrane transport. Lineage: Eukaryota; Metazoa; Chordata; Lepidosauria; Squamata; Viperidae.